Molecule: messenger RNA, 3888 nt
Organism: Exophiala mesophila
Lineage: Eukaryota; Fungi; Ascomycota; Eurotiomycetes; Chaetothyriales; Herpotrichiellaceae
Exons: 2
Coding region: 66-3791 (1241 amino acids)
Biological process (GO): spliceosomal complex disassembly
Cellular component (GO): catalytic step 2 spliceosome; intracellular anatomical structure
Molecular function (GO): RNA binding; ATP binding
Source: RefSeq, a predicted model, not a curated record
CGCAACUCGUCGCCCACCUGCCCGUCAAUCACUCGCAGGUCCAACGGCCGACAUCGACAUAGGCCAUGGACGACUUCACAUCCCUCGAACUCCUCUCCCUCGUCUCCAAGGUCACGUCCGAACUGCAGAAUCAUCUGGGCAUUAGCGACAAAACCCUCGCCGAGUUCGUCAUCGAUCAACAUGAGAAAUCCAAUGGAAAUCUUGCAGACUUCAAAAAGGCUCUGGCGGCCAUGGGUGCCGAGUUCCCUAACAGUCUCGUCGAGAGUAUUGACCGUUUAAUCCUCACAUUACACCCAAAGCACAAGGCGACAAAAAGUGCCAAACAGAAUGGAAACCCCGAGGCCGACCUCGAUGAAUUAGACGCAAUUGGGAAGAAGGCGAGGGUUUUCAAAGGCCUUGCCGUCGCGGAUCGUGAACCUGCCUGGGAUGAUUAUGAGGAUGACAUGGUCGGCCAGAAAGCCAUUGAAGAGACAGCACCUCCGGGUGUUGAGGAAGACGAUACGUUUGCUCUCCUCGAAGGACUCGCUGCUAAACCCACCAAUGGGACCAACCACUCAAGUCAACGGAGUAGGAAAAGAAGUCGAAGUCCGGACCGAGAUGAAUAUUCGAGAGACCGACGUCCGCGACAAAAAUACUGGUCCCGCAGUCCCAGUCCAGCAGAAGGCAAGCGGUCGCGGCGGCGUGAUGACGACUAUGACCGAGACUACGACCGCAGUACUGAUCGCCGACGUAAUGGGCACAAAGAUCGGCAUGAUGAUAGCAGAAAUGGACAUCACAAGAGCAGGCGGCGACACCGCGACGAUGAGGAAGACGACGACGACGACUUUCGAAAACCUCCUCGCCGAGAAAUUGACGAGAUCCCUACUCUCUACAAAGUCUACGAUGCCACUAUCAACGGCAUCAAGGAUUUUGGUGCCUUUGCAAAUCUUCAGAACGUCAAGGGCAAUCCAAGUGGUCUGAUCCAUGUUUCUGCAAUCCAGGAUGGCGCAAGAGUUAAUCAUCCUUCCGAUCUCCUUUCUCGUGGUCAAGAGGUCAAAGUCAAGGUUAUCAAGAUGGAGAACAACAAACUGAGUUUGUCCAUGAAGGAGGUGGACCAAAUUUCGGGCCAAGAUCUGGUUCCUUCACGUCGUAUCGCCUCUGGAGCCAACAUGGAACGCUUGGACGGCCUCCCAUCAAAUGACCGCUACGGAAAUCUAGGAUCGACAGUUCCUGUCAUUGAGGAUGACUACAAUGCCAGGUCACACAAAUCCCGCAAACGAAUGACAUCCCCAGAACGAUGGGAGAUCAAACAACUGAUUGCGUCUGGCGCCAUCUCCGCACAAGACUAUCCCGACAUUGACGAAGAGUAUAAUGCAACUCUCAACGGAGAAGGUCAGAUGGAGGAAGAGGAGGACAUUGACAUUGAAGUCAAAGAAGAAGAACCUCCUUUCCUUGCCGGACAGACCAAACAAUCUCUUGAACUGUCCCCGAUUCGCGUUGUCAAAGCCCCAGAGGGAUCACUGAACCGAGCCGCCCAAGCAGGAACAAAUCUUGCCAAGGAACGACGAGAGUUGAAGCAACAGGAGGCCGCCGACCGUGCGGCUGAGGAAGCUUCCAAGGUCGAUCUCAAUGCCCAAUGGCAAGACCCUAUGAUCAACCCUGAGCACCGCAAGUUUGCAUCCGACUUGCGCCAGACACAGCAACAGUCUUCCAAGGCAACAGAAGCUGUUCCAGAAUGGAAGCGCAUUACUCAAAACAAGGACCAAUCUUUUGGCAGGAGAACAAACAUGACUAUCAAGCAACAGCGCGAGUCCCUUCCCGUGUACAAAUUCCGCAAGCAGUUACUUGACGCCGUGGCAAACAACCAACUACUCAUCGUGGUGGGCGAUACAGGAUCGGGCAAGACUACUCAGGUGACUCAAUAUCUUGCUGAGGCUGGCUAUGGCAACCAUGGCAUCAUUGGUUGCACUCAGCCUCGUCGUGUCGCAGCAAUGUCGGUCGCCAAGCGUGUGUCGGAAGAGGUUGGAUGUGAGCUUGGAAAGGAAGUGGGAUACACCAUCCGUUUCGAAGAUCGAACAUCACCCGAAACAAAGAUCAAAUACAUGACGGACGGCAUGCUUCAGCGAGAGAUUCUUCUGGAUCCAGACGUCAAGAGAUAUUCGGUCAUCAUGUUGGAUGAAGCGCACGAGCGGACCAUUGCCACCGAUGUUCUCUUUGGUCUCCUCAAGAAAACCGUCAAACGACGUCCGGAUCUCAAAGUUAUCGUCACUUCAGCAACUCUAGACGCUGACAAGUUUUCCGAAUACUUCAACCAAUGUCCCAUCUUUUCCAUCCCUGGAAGAACCUUCCCCGUGGAGAUCAUGUAUUCCAGAGAGCCUGAAGAGGAUUAUCUCGAUGCGGCGUUGACUACGGUCAUGCAAAUCCAUCUCACCGAACCUGCUGGCGAUAUAUUGCUCUUUUUAACGGGCCAAGAAGAAAUUGAUACCAGCUGUGAAGUUCUCUACGAACGGAUGAAGGCUCUAGGACCUUCGGUGCCCGACUUACUCAUCCUUCCCGUCUACUCGGCCCUGCCUAGUGAGAUGCAAAGUCGUAUCUUCGACCCUGCGCCAGAAGGGAGUCGCAAGGUCGUCAUCGCCACCAAUAUCGCCGAGACAUCCAUCACCAUCGAUCACAUCUAUUAUGUCAUUGACCCUGGCUUCGUCAAGCAAAACGCCUACGACCCCAAACUCGGCAUGGACUCUCUAGUGGUAACACCCAUCUCCCAAGCCCAAGCCAAACAACGAGCCGGUCGCGCCGGUCGAACAGGUCCUGGUAAAUGUUUCCGCCUAUACACCGAAGCGGCCUACCAAUCCGAAAUGCUGCCCACGACCAUCCCGGAAAUCCAACGCCAGAACCUCGCCUACACAAUCCUCAUGCUCAAAGCCAUGGGCAUCAACGACCUCCUGCACUUUGAUUUCAUGGACCCACCCCCCACCAACACCAUGCUGACCGCCCUCGAAGAACUCUACGCCCUUUCCGCCCUCGACGACGAAGGUCUCCUCACUCGCCUCGGUCGCAAAAUGGCCGAUUUCCCCAUGGACCCCGCCUUAGCGAAAGCCCUAAUCGCCAGCGAAAACAUCGGCUGCAGUGAAGAAAUGCUCACUAUUGUCGCCAUGCUGUCCGUGCAAACGGUAUUCUACCGGCCCCGCGAAAAGCAACAACAAGCCGACCAGAAAAAGGCCAAAUUCCACGACCCACACGGCGACCACUUGACGUUACUCAACGUCUACAACGCAUGGAAAACCUCCCGAUUCUCCGAUCCCUGGUGUUUUGAGAAUUUCAUUCAAAAACGCCAGAUUGGACGUGCCAGAGAUGUGCGACAGCAGCUCGUGUCGAUUAUGGAACGCUAUAAACAUCAAAUUGUCUCGUGUGGACGAAAUACACUUAAAGUGCGUCAGGCGCUGUGUUCGGGAUUUUUCCGUAAUUCGGCGAGAAAGGAUCCCCAGGAGGGUUAUAAGACGUUGAUUGAGGGUACACCGGUGUAUAUGCAUCCGAGUAGUGCGUUGUUUGGGAAACCGGCGGAACAUGUUAUUUUUCAUACGUUGGUGCUGACGACCAAGGAGUAUAUGCAUUGUGCGACGGUGAUCGAACCAAAGUGGCUCGUCGAAGCAGCACCGACAUUCUUCAAAGUCGCACCGACCGAUCGAUUGAGUAAACGCAAAAAGGCCGAGAGAAUUCAACCCCUACAUAAUAAAUUCCAGGGUGAGGAUGAUUGGAGACUUAGUGCGCAAAAGAGACAAGGGAGAGGUGGUGGCGGUGGGACUUGGGGAUAGUCAAACUGUGUCCAUACAUCUAUGUGUAUCGAUCUAUGUGACAAUAAAUAUAUCAUGCCAUGCCGUCGUUGUGGCGGUGUAGUAGAGAUAGGAUGCG